Molecule: messenger RNA, 1131 nt
Organism: Peniophora sp. CBMAI 1063
Lineage: Eukaryota; Fungi; Basidiomycota; Agaricomycetes; Russulales; Peniophoraceae
Source: the annotation of a GenBank genome assembly
AUGUCGACGCAGGCUGCGUUGCUGGCCGAAGCGAUCAAACUCAAGAAAUCUGCUGCUAUACCCCUGUAUACCAGCCCAUGCUCUCUGACCUGGGUUCUGCACGAUUACCUCCUCACUAUUGAGGAUGAGAAGAAGUACAUCUGGCCAAGUCCGUGGAGCUUUGGCAAGGUGCUCUUCUUCUGGGUCCGGUACUAUACAAUCCUCGCGCUCCUCUUCGACGUGGCACAAAUCCACUCGUUCAGUACAUUCCAGCCCUCUCUGAAUUUAUGUGUCUGGAUGGAUGCCAUCAUCCGCGUCGUGGGCGCUCUGAGCCUCUGGGGCGUUGAAAUCGUCAUGCAACUGCGCAUCUUCGCUCUCUUCCGUUUGUCGAAGCGCAUUGCUAUCAUCAACGCUGUACUCUUCUUGGGUUCUGUCGCGGCCUUCUUGUGGAUUCUCGUUCACAACGGCCUCGUUCGCGCUUCGGUGAUCGCGCAGGCGAAGUCGCUGCCUAUCCCGGGAUGUCCAGUCGUUCACACAGGUAUCGAAUGGGCGCAAUGGGUACCAGCUACUAUUUACGAGGGCAUUCUGUUUGGCUUUGCGCUGUGGAAAGCCGCGGAGAACUUCGCCACGGAGAUGCGCACGGAUGAUCGAAGAUCCACGAAGAGCAGCUGGCGCUCGACGUUGUACGGGAUUGUACUGCAGGAUAACCUCCUGUACUUCUUCUUCAUUGCCUGUAUCUUGACAUUCAACAAUAUCAUGGUCGUGGGCGUCAGCAAGAUUCCCUGGUUCUCAUACGGGCCUUUCCAUGCUGCGACCGGGAUCAUGACUGGGCGCAUGCUCAUGCAUGUCCGUAAGGCCUCCAUGAAACCCGUACAUCUCAUCGGCAGGACCACGAGCUCAGAUCCGACCAGCGUUGAUAUCGGUUCUGGACAAUGGCAUGCUGCCGUGGUCGCCUCCGGCAGUGGCGGCACGACGACAUCGGACUACACCGAGGACAGCUACGAGCUCAAAACUCGGGCCGAACGUACCGUCCGGAUUGUCGACAUCUCGGACCCUGCGUUGGCGAAGGGGAAGGGGAAGGACGACGCUGCUGUACAACUAACGAGCCUCGGCACGUACAGUGAAGCCCGCGGCCCUGAUUCACCCGUUUGA